CUCUCUCUCUCUCAACCCAAAUCUCACCGGCGAUCGUCACCGACGAAUCUGAUUCGUCUCCAACACACUCACCGGGAAGAAGAAUGGCGACUCCGGUUGAUCCACCAAAUGGAAUAAGGAAUCAAGGGAAGCAUUACUUCUCAAUGUGGCAAACACUUUUCGAGAUCGAUACGAAAUACGUGCCGAUUAAACCGAUAGGCCGAGGUGCGUACGGUGUAGUUUGUUCUUCGGUUAACAGAGAGACUAAUGAGAGAGUGGCGAUCAAGAAGAUCCACAAUGUGUUUGAAAAUCGGAUUGAUGCGUUGAGGACUCUUAGGGAACUUAAGCUUUUACGUCAUCUUCGACAUGAGAAUGUGGUUGCUCUUAAAGAUGUAAUGAUGGCUAAUAAUAAGAGAAGCUUUAAGGAUGUCUAUCUUGUUUCUGAGCUUAUGGAUACUGAUCUUCAUCAGAUUAUCAAGUCGUCUCAAGUGCUUAGUAAUGACCAUUGUCAAUACUUCUUGUUCCAGUUGCUUCGUGGGCUCAAGUAUAUUCAUUCAGCAAACAUUCUCCAUCGGGAUCUGAAACCUGGUAACCUCCUUGUGAAUGCAAACUGCGACUUAAAGAUAUGCGAUUUUGGGUUAGCGAGGACGAGCAACACCAAAGUCGGUUGCAUAUUCGCUGAGCUUCUUGGAAGAAAACCGAUAUUCCCUGGAACAGAAUGUCUAAACCAGAUUAAACUCAUCAUUAACAUUUUGGGAAGCCAGAGAGAGGAAGAUCUCGAGUUUAUAGAUAACCCGAAAGCCAAAAGAUACAUAGAAUCACUCCCUUACUCACCGGGAAUAUCAUUCUCUCGUCUUUACCCAAAUGCGCACGUUCUAGCCAUCGAUCUGCUUCAGAAAAUGCUCGUUCUUGACCCUUCAAAACGGAUUAGUGUCACGGAAGCGCUUCAGCAUCCUUACAUGGCGCCUUUAUACGACCCGAAUGCAAAUCCACCUGCUCAAGUUCCUAUUGAUCUCGAUGUAGACGAAGAUGAGGAUUUGGGAGCAGAGAUGAUAAGAGAGUUAAUGUGGAAGGAAAUGAUUCAUUAUCAUCCAGAAGCUGCUACCUUGAACAACAAUGAGCUCUCUGAGUUUUGAGAUCAAGUCUUUUGCAGGUAAUUUUCAGAGAGAUCUUUCAGCAACUUUCUUUUAUCUAUUUUCAUGUUUGCUUGAAAUGUUGUUAAUAAUAGUGUUUAAGAAGAAGAACAAUAACUUAUAAAUUAUGUGAUAUGUU
Messenger RNA from Arabidopsis arenosa, 1251 nucleotides. NCBI's taxonomy places the organism in Eukaryota, Viridiplantae, Streptophyta, Magnoliopsida, Brassicales, Brassicaceae. The record is from the annotation of a GenBank genome assembly.